Messenger RNA from Phoenix dactylifera (date palm), 2467 nucleotides. RefSeq names its product ARM repeat superfamily protein (gene SAUR21). NCBI's taxonomy places the organism in Eukaryota, Viridiplantae, Streptophyta, Magnoliopsida, Arecales, Arecaceae. The record is from RefSeq and is a predicted model, not a curated record. Gene Ontology annotation, molecular function: ubiquitin-protein transferase activity; protein binding. Gene Ontology annotation, biological process: cell surface receptor signaling pathway; protein ubiquitination.
CUCCCCAUCCAACGGCCCCGAUCUCCCUCGUCGCAAACAUAAAUAUAAAAUUUAGAAAAGCCGGCGAUCCUUCCAAGUUCCGGCCUUUGCCUCGUCUCUCCCAGCUCACACCUCACAAAACUUGUCGCACGCAACGCCGAAUCGGUGUUAUAAAUGUUCUCUCCCCUCGCCCUGCCAACCAAAUAGAAAAGGUUUUGGCCUUUGGUUCUUGGUUCCACACGCCUUCCAUGGCAAUCUCUUCCUUCAAUCUCCCUCGUCCCUCUCGUCCCCCUCUUCUCCCCACUCCCUCCGAUUCCGACGUCGUUCGUUCCCUUCUUCGGCUCUCGCGAGAGAUCUCCCUCUUCGAGCACCCCAAAUCACUCCAAAAUCGAAACUUUUCAUCAAUUGCUCGCAAAUCGAAGCUGUUGGCGGUGUUCUUCGAGGAGCUCCUCCGCGAUCCCGCCCCCGAGCUUCCCCGAUCCACAUCCCUUUGUCUCAAAGAGAUUCUUCUCGUUUUUCAGCGGUUCAAGGCUUUGCUAGGCGAUUGCUCCACCCGGAGCCGGAUGCGGCUUCUCCUACAGGCCGAGAGCGUCGCCAACGAGUUCCAUGAGCUCACCCUCGAGCUGUCUACUCUGCUGGAUAUUCUUCCCCUGGCUGAGCUUGAUGUGGGUGAGGAUGUGAAGGAUCUGGUGGAUCUGGUCCGCCGCCAGUGCCGCCGGUCGGUGGCUGCCGUGGAUCCGGCGGAGGCGGCGCUCCGUGGCGAGAUUCUUGACAUCAUCCGCGAGAUCGAGCGGGAGAUCGUCCCCGACCGGUCCAAGCUGGAGGCGUUGUUCGAAAGAUUGGGGCUGGACGAUUCCCGGAGCUGCCGCAGCGAGAUCGAGUCGCUGGAGGGCGAGAUCGGCGACCGCGUCGCCGAGAAAUGGACGGCGGAGAUGAUCGCCCUCGUCGGCCUCGUCCGCUACGCUAAGUGCGUCCUCUACGGCGCCUCCACCCCGAGAUCGGAGUCCGCCGGAAAACUUAGCUUCUCGGCGACGGAUCUUGCCGUCCCCGCCGACUUCCGGUGCCCGAUCUCGCUCGAGUUGAUGCGGGAUCCCGUCGUGGUGGCGACCGGGCAGACGUACGAUCGGGAGUCCAUCAGCCGGUGGAUCACCUCCGGUCACGCCACCUGUCCCAAGACCGGCCAGGCCCUCGCCCACACCAACUUGAUCCCCAACAGGGGCCUCAAGAAUUUGAUCUCCCAGUGGUGCCGCGAGCAGCACGUGCCGUUCGACGGCGCCGAGCCCGGGAACGGCGGCGAGGCCAACGCCGUGAGCGCCAACAAGGCCGCCCUCGAGGCGGCGAGGAUGACGGCGUCCUUCCUCGUCCAGAAACUCGCCGCCUCGCCGUCCACGGAGGCGGCGAACCGCGUCGUCCACGAGCUCCGCCAGCUGGCCAAAUCCGGAUCCGAUAACCGCGCCUUCGUCGCGGAGGCCGGCGCCAUUCCGUUACUCCUCCCCCUGUUCCGUUCGGAAGACCGAGGCCUCCAAGUUAACGCCGUUACGGCUUUGCUCAACCUCUCCAUCCUGGAAGCCAACAAGAAGCGGAUCAUGCACGCGGACGGCGUCGUUGACGGCAUUAUCGACGUGAUGGCGAGCGGCGCCACGUGGCGGGCGAAGGAGAACGCGGCCGCCACGAUCCUGAGCCUGUCCUCCGUCCAUGCCUACCGCAGGCGAUUGGGCCGCAAUCCACGUGUCAUCGAGCAACUGGUCAUUCUCGUCAAAGCGGGGCCCACCAGCACGAAAAAAGACGCGCUGGCCGCGAUUUUGAGCUUGGCCGGAGACCGGGAGAAUAUUUCACGGUUGGUCGAGGGCGGCGUGGUGGAGGCGGCGCUGGAGACGAUCAAGGCGGCGGAGGUGGCGGCGGAGGCGGUGGCGGUUCUCGCAGCUGUGGCGAAGAGGGGCGGCGCCGAGGCGGUGGGUGAGGCGCACGGGUCCAUCUCCAAGUUGGUACGGGUUCUGAGGCGCGGGUCGGACUGGGCGAGGGAGAGCGCGGCCGCGGCGCUGGUGCAGGUCUGCCGGCGAGCUUGUGGCUCCGCGGUGGCGGAGCUGGCUGCGACGCCGGGAAUCGAAUGGGUGAUAUGGGAGCUGAUGGGGUCGGGGACCGAGAGGGCGAGGCGGAAGGCGGCCGCCCUCGGCCGGAUCUGCCGGAGGUGGGCCGCGGCGCAGGAGGCCGACCGGAUGGCCGGAUUUUCCGCCCCGACCAUUACGGCGUCCACCACCACGACGGUGGCGCAAUCUUGAUGUCUCGUUGGUUCUCUUGUACAGCAAUAAUUAGGUACUCUCCCAUCGGACGGAUGUGCUUGGCUCGUCAAGUGUGUAUAUUGGAGUGAUUUUUUUUUCUUCUAAUUUACAAUUUUACUCACAGUUGGAUUGAGAUUGAUUUGUUCGGAAUUGAAAAAUGAAAUAAAGAAAAGAAAAGAAAAGAAAAUUAUUCUUUUCAUUUUUUACCA